This is a messenger RNA of Meleagris gallopavo (turkey), 3574 nucleotides long. RefSeq names its product PEAK family member 3 (gene PEAK3). The record is from RefSeq and is a predicted model, not a curated record. Lineage: Eukaryota; Metazoa; Chordata; Aves; Galliformes; Phasianidae. Gene Ontology annotation, cellular component: focal adhesion; actin cytoskeleton. Gene Ontology annotation, biological process: protein phosphorylation. Gene Ontology annotation, molecular function: protein kinase activity.
AACUUGUUACCUCUUCUCUCUGCAAACUCAAAUCUGCUCACCCUGCAGCCUCACUGUUCCCAGGUGAAAUUCCAGUGAUUUGCCUACAGCAGGGCCACGAAACAGCCCAAAUCUGAUGUUUUAGAGUGCUAAUAUAGCCACUUUGCCCUGAGGAAAAGGGGGUGGGAAGGGAUUUCCUGAUGUGCAAUGGCUGCAGGAAAACCUAGAGCGAAAAAAAAGCAGAAGAAAACAAAAAACUCCAUCUCCCUGAUACAUCUGAUGUUGCGUUGCUGAGAGCAGGGAAUUCAGGGUGCUUUCAGAUUUCCAGCAGCAUCCCCCCCUGCCAUCCAGCCAGCACCCAGAAGGAGGAGCACGAAGUGUAUCCGAGCAGCAGCAGGGGUGAGGCAAACCCAUUGCAACAACCUGCAGCAGUCAGUUGUGCACAGCUGUGUGCAAUCGGUGCCCCUGGAGCACCCCGGGGUGACGUGGGGAGCAACGCCGAGCCUCGAGCUUCCUUUAAGCUCACGUUGACAUUGGUGAAUGUGUUUUGAAAGCAUCUCUUCCUGCAAGUAGAGGCCAUGGCCAGCGCGGGGGGAGCACGGGAUGGGGUUUGGGAGUGUUCACUGAGCCUCCAGCAGUGCCAGGAGAUGGAAACGGAGCCCUGCAGGCCCCCACCGCUGCCAGGAAAAGCUUGGAGGGCCAUGGCACGCGCCCGCUGUGCCAGCCUGGACCUGGGGGGCUCCAUAGCGAACACCCCCGUGUUGGACACCCUGGAGGAGCACCCACCUCAGACCCCCACCUCAGCCCUCAUCUACAGCAACGUGGGAGAGCUGCGCGCCCACCUCGUCCCCACCAAGGCCAGCCGAGGGGAUGGAGCCAAGAGAGCCCCCCUGCAGCCCAGCCAUGACCCCCUGCCUCCCCCCUUGCCCCAAAAGCAGCUGCAGCGAGCUGAGUCCCUCCCUGAGCCAGGCACACGGCAGCCCUACCACCGAGACCCCCCCGCCACGACUCAGCAGCCCUUGGCCUCAACACAAGGAUGGGGCACCCAGAAAACCCCUGACCAAAUCACAGAGCCUGGGAGACACCCGGGGGGUUGUUCUGAUGCCCAACUUGGCUGAUCUGACAUUUGGGACGGGGGACGCGGUGCUGGGCCCAAUCCUACAGGGUCUGGAGGACCGGACAGGGCUGUGUGAGGCCAUGGUGGGCUGCCAUGCUGCUGGCCUGGCCCGGCUGUGUGCCCGUGCCAUGGAGGGGCUGAUGGGGUCCUGGGGGGGGCUGCAGGCCAAGAUGGCAGGGCAGGGCUGGGCUGUGCUCAGGGUGCUGCAGGAGGAGCCAUGCUGCCAGAGCGGGGAUGCCUGGUAUUACCGUGUGGGGGUCACCUUUAGGAAAGAACAGCUGGAGCUCGCAGCCAAGGUCCUCAAGCCAGGCUGCUGCAGCACGGAGAUGCAGAGCUCCCUUGGAUCACACUGCAGCAUCCAGCGCAUCAUCAGCCGCUUCACCGACCGCCUCCCAGGGGUGUUGGUGCUCCCAGGUCACCCCGGUGAGCAGGGACUGUCCCCAGGCUGCCCUGCUGUUCCCCGUGUCCUGCAGGUCCUCCUUUCCCCAGAUGUGCCCUACCAGACCCUGGCAGGGUUUGUGGAGAGCUCCCGUGCACUGCAUAGGAGCAGCCCUGGGCACUAUGAACGCCUGGCAUGCCUCCUGCUCCUGCAGCUGUGCACAGGGCUGGAGCACCUCAGGGUGCAGAAUGUGGGGCAGGGUGACAUCUGCCCUGAGAACCUGUUGCUGGUGCAGUGCCCGUGUCCCCCUGGCAGCCAGCAGGACAAGGAGGGGUCUGUGGGGCUGUCCCUUCCAAGGUUGCUCAUCAGCAACUUCUUCAAGGUGAAAGAUAAGACCAGGCCUUGUUCCACCAGCCAAGAGUGGGACUGGACCAAGGGGUCUGCUGCUCUCCCCACCCCGAUGGCAGAUGAGCUGAACGUAGGCAUGCUGAUCUAUAAGAUUUUGCACGUGGAUAUCUCUCUGGAAAACGCUUUGGAUCUGAGAAGAAAUCAGCUUCCUGCAAUCCCCUCCCUGUCCAUCUAUUCCACGGGGCUCAAGCAUUUGACCACGCUGCUUCUCCACCGAGAUCCAUGCAAGAGGGUCUCCAUCAAGGAAGCCAGGCACAUCCUGCAGGUCCUGCUCUGGGGGCCUCGCCAGGAGCUCUUUGCUAAGAGCAGGAAGACGCUGGCCCUGCUCCAGAGCUGGCUGGAGAUGAAGAGAGCAUUGCUGCUGCUGAAGUUGGCUGAGAAGGCGGCUGCAGGGAGCCCUGGCCUCGAGGACUGGCUGUGCUGCCAGUACUUUGUGGAGGCCACCGAGCACAUGCUCUACCAAGUCACCCAGACUCUUUACACGCCAUAAAGACCAACUGCUCAGAAGGUUCCCCAAAGCCAAGAGCCCAUGGAGGCUCCAGCUCUUACCUCCCCAACUAAAGCCGGUCCUGGCUGGGAAAACUCAUUUCCAAAUCUGAAACUGCUCCCAGGCAGCACACGAACUGACCUAAGCAAGCAAGGACCAAACUCUCAGCGCAGUACCUUGGCUGCCACGAUGCAGAUGUGUUUUUGCAUCCUCAGCUGAUUUUUGCUCAGUGCUUUGAGUCCAGCCUAUCAGAGCCUCUCAGCAAAGAUAGCUGGAUGGAAGGCACAGGAUGAAGCAGCAGCUCAGCAGCUCAUUGCCCUGAGUUAAAGCGAAUAAAGCUCAGGCUUUUCCCAAAAAUCCCUCCUCCCGCAUGGCUGCUGUCAUUGUUUUAAAUAACAAAACAAAGCCACACGUUAUUGCUCACUUAAGACGCACUUACGGGAGGAGAAACGCAACACAUCAUACAGCCAUGUCCUUUUUAGGAACAGCUUGUGGCAUAGUCACAAAUAGAAAUGACAUCUCGGAGGAGGAAAUAAAGCAGCCACACAGCUUCAAUAAAACCCAGAGCUGAGCCUCUUAAAUGCUGCUCCUUUCUGUGCUUUCUUACAGCGCUAUGCACCCUGGGGAUCUGACGUGGGAGGAUCAUGAAGCUGAAGUUCACUGCUCCGUGGCAAUGAGCUGGAGCUGCAGGGAGCACUUGGUGGGUUUGUGGCUGCUGGGAGAUGCCUGCAGGUCUGUAAGAGACCCACUCGGGGUCCACCAGGAGCCAGCAACCAGCACAUCCCAUGCAUUGCAUAGCGAUACCUCUAGGCGCAUGGGAUGUGGAGAAGUCCACGUGAGAAAGACAGAAAUUUGAUCAUCCCAAAGGCCUGGCUGCAGCACGUGGGGUGGCAGAGAGGGGUUGGCACACUGGGGGCACAAGUCCAUUGCACGCAGUACUGGGCUGCAUAGCACCUCCUCCCCUCGAGCAGGGUUUGCUGGGAAGCACUGCUCACUCGUGGGCAAGAUGCUUCCAUCUGACUCAGGCUGUGACUCAGCUGAGAGCAGUGCUGCACAGAGCCCCAUAACCACACCUGUCCUGGGGCGUGCGAAGGGACACGUCUCAAGGACACACAGCACAUGCAGUCACUGCUCAGCACAGAGCAGCUCAGCACCUCGAUCCCCAACCCGGCCUGCACAGAGGGUGGGGUGUCAUGCAAGGCCC